Messenger RNA from Culex pipiens pallens (northern house mosquito), 489 nucleotides. RefSeq lists its product as uncharacterized. The coding region runs from base 1 to 489 and encodes 162 amino acids. The transcript has a single exon. The record is from RefSeq and is a predicted model, not a curated record. NCBI's taxonomy places the organism in Eukaryota, Metazoa, Arthropoda, Insecta, Diptera, Culicidae.
AUGAAUUGGAAGCUUCUAUUAUGGCUAGUUCUGGUUCUAGUUCCGAUACUAGUGAAGUCGGAAUCAGUUCCAGUGGGAUGUGUGGAGAUCAGAAAUCGUAAGAUCGACAGAUUUAUGAUCAGUUCUAAAAAGCACGACGCCGAUCGCCGCCACAUAGCGUACGAUGAGAAAGCUCAGCAAUGGGUCAUCACGAGGGAAGGUGACAAGUAUAGGAUCACGCAUGGUUCGCUCAAGGAGGAUUUGUUCGAGUCCCAGCAGACCUUCAAUGGUAAUUACGUAUUCACCUGGGUACCAAAGUCGAAGAUUACCGACGGUGGCGCCACCUGGAGCAUUUCGUACGCUGGAACGCGGGGAUUCUUCCACAUCAAAAAUAAGAAGUUUAAUCACUGUCUGUACACGAAGGGAGUUGGUCUGUGGAUUGGAGCAUACGCUGGCUGCGAUGGUUGGGAGUACGAGUGGCAAAUUCAUCAGUUCAAGUGUAAAAAUUAA